Molecule: messenger RNA, 1134 nt
Organism: Saccharomyces mikatae IFO 1815
Lineage: Eukaryota; Fungi; Ascomycota; Saccharomycetes; Saccharomycetales; Saccharomycetaceae
Gene: RIM2
Product: Rim2p
Exons: 1
Coding region: 1-1134 (377 amino acids)
Biological process (GO): pyrimidine nucleotide import into mitochondrion
Cellular component (GO): mitochondrion
Molecular function (GO): pyrimidine nucleotide transmembrane transporter activity
Source: RefSeq, a predicted model, not a curated record
AUGCCUAAAAAAUCUAUUGAGGAAUGGGAAGAGGAUGCCAUUGAAUCAGUUCCUUAUUUGGCAAGUGAUGAAAAAGGUUCCAAUUAUAAAGAAGCAACACAAAAUCCAUUAACUUCGAAACAAUCUGAAAUUGAAAAUCAUCCAACAGUAAAACCAUGGGUACAUUUUGUUGCAGGUGGUAUUGGAGGUAUGGCAGGUGCAGUUGUGACAUGCCCUUUCGAUCUGGUGAAGACUCGAUUGCAAAGUGACAUAUUUUUGAAAGCGUACAAAUCGCAGGCUGCUAAUAUCAGUAAAGUAUCUACUCGUCCGAAAAGUAUCAAUUAUGUCAUUCAAGCCGGCACCCACUUCAAAGAAACACUAGGAAUUAUUGGCAAUGUGUAUAAACAAGAGGGGUUUAGAAGUUUGUUCAAGGGUUUGGGUCCUAAUCUGGUUGGGGUUAUCCCAGCAAGAAGUAUCAAUUUCUUCACCUAUGGGACUACUAAAGAUAUGUAUGCUAAAGCAUUUAAUAAUGGCGAAGAAACACCGAUGAUUCAUUUAAUGGCUGCUGCAACCGCAGGUUGGGCAACGGCAACGGCGACCAAUCCUAUCUGGUUAAUUAAAACAAGAGUUCAACUUGAUAAGGCGGGAAGAACAUCAGUUCGGCAGUAUAAAAAUUCUUGGGAUUGUCUGAAAAGUGUCAUAAGAAAUGAGGGUUUCACCGGCUUGUACAAAGGUUUAAGUGCCUCCUAUUUAGGUUCUGUUGAAGGUAUACUUCAAUGGCUAUUAUAUGAACAAAUGAAACGUUUGAUAAAGGAAAGAUCUAUUGAAAAGUUUGGAUACCAAGCAGAAGGUGCAAAAAGCAGGUCAGAAAAAGUUAAGGAAUGGUGCCAAAGAUCCGGAAGCGCGGGCCUUGCAAAGUUUGUAGCUAGUAUAGCAACAUAUCCACAUGAAGUUGUCAGGACAAGACUAAGACAAACCCCUAAGGAGAAUGGUAAGCGAAAGUAUACAGGAUUGAUACAGAGUUUUAAAGUUAUAAUUAAAGAAGAGGGCCUCUUUUCAAUGUAUAGCGGACUAACCCCACACUUAAUGAGAACAGUUCCGAAUAGUAUCAUCAUGUUCGGUACAUGGGAGAUUGUUAUAAGGCUACUAUCAUAA